UUUUUUUUUUCUCGACCACUACAAUGGCCACCGAAUGGUCUCUAGAUUUUUGUCUGGUCUGUGAUCGACAGACUCUCGGAGGCCCUUAUUGCUCUCAAACUUGCAGACUAGCAGAACUGGAUCUCGUUCCAUCCGAACAAUUACAUCCUCCAUCCAAAAUAACCACAACCACAAUCAAGUCCUCCCGUUCGCAUUCGUCACGAUCCUUGUCACCUUCUUCAUCACAAACAUCCCUCUCAUCGCUACGAAGUAAUGCCUCAUUGAACUCCGCCCUGUCGAACCAAUUCCAGAGCGAAUUACGGGAUUAUGCCAGUUGUUUCGACCAGGUCCGCGAUUUGAAGCGACGGAUGACCUCAUGAUGCAAUUCCAUGCUACGCCUUAUUCAUCUUGUCCAAAGGGCAAACUCGAUUCAUUUCUAUCCCUGUUUUUUCUACCACCAUCUUCGGCAGACUGAAAUAGCGUUGUUUUAUUACCUUUUACUAAAAUUCCCUGUGAUCAUAAUGGAGUCCCCGCUCUCAUUUUUCUUUUUUGCUUUCCCCAGGGCUCACACGUGUGAAUGUUUGGGCAUAAAGAUACCUGUAUUAUGGAGUUUGUUGUCUAUUAAUAGCUAAUGCAUUGAUGCUGACACGAGAAAAAAAAAAAA
Molecule: messenger RNA, 643 nt
Organism: Aspergillus ruber CBS 135680
Lineage: Eukaryota; Fungi; Ascomycota; Eurotiomycetes; Eurotiales; Aspergillaceae
Exons: 1
Coding region: 24-359 (111 amino acids)
Source: RefSeq, a predicted model, not a curated record